GAUAAAAUAUAUAUAUCUGGCAGACGUAUUAUCCACGUGUUGCUCAAAUCAGUGUGUGUUUGCAAACACGAGUUUCAGUUUCAUGAAGAAUGAGUGACUAUUCAGCUAAAAACUGUUAGACCCUCUCCCAUUUCAUGACUGGAGCCGUGCCACAACAACCAUGGCUAUGUUGUUGCGCAAGGUAUGGGAAUCCGUAUCUACUCGUUCCACUUCGAGCAAUUCCACCUCAACUUCGAUCUCGACUGUCAAUUCCAUGGAUCGGUUCGACCAGAUGAUGAUGUAUAUACAGACGGCGUCCACCGGAGAAUUUGAUCGGAUUCCGUUAGAUAUUUUCAUUCAAAUUUUGAAGAUUUUAGGGCCAAAAGAGUCUGCUAAGCUGACUUCUGUAUGUAAAUCCUGGAAAUACAUUGUUUCCGAUAAUCGCCUAUGGAUUUACUUUCUUCAGAAUCACCAUGAGCCUUGGGAUUCUACUUUUUUCUCUGAAACUCACUUGAGAUCUGGACCUCUUAGGACGUUUCCAAAUUCAGUACCAGAAUUGUCAUUCAUGAGUAUUUAUGGUCAACGUGCUCAAGUGCCCGGUGCUAUUAUUAUUGAUGGUGGGUCUGGCUAUUGCAAAUUUGGUUGGAGUAAGUAUAGUGCUCCGUCAGGGAGAUCAGCGACAUUUUUGGAGUUUGGCAACAUUGAAUCUCCAAUGUAUUCUAGAUUGAGACACUUCUUUUCAACGAUAUACACCAGGAUGCAGGUGAAAACUUCAACACAGCCGAUCAUUGUGUCCAUUCCGAUUUGCCAUUAUGAUGAUACUGAAUCUGAUAAAGCAGCUAGAACGCAGUUAAAAGACGCGAUCCAUUCUGCAUUAUUUGACAUGAAUGUUCCUGCUGUUUGUGCUGUCAACCAGGCUGUUUUAGCUUUAUUUGCUGCAAGGAAAGUUUCAGGAAUAGUAGUCAACAUUGGGUUUAACCAGACAUCUAUUGUUCCAAUUCUCUACGGUAAAGUCAUGCACCAAGUAGGUGUGGAAGUUGUGGGAAUUGGAGCAUUGAAGCUUACAGGAUUCCUUAAGGAGCAGAUGCAACAGAAGAAUAUUUAUUUUGGGUCACUUUACACUGUGCGGACUCUGAAAGAGAACCUUUGUUAUAUUGCACUUGAUUAUGAAGCUGAACUAUCCAAAGAUACCAACGCAUCUUUUCAGAUCGGGUCUGAAGGUUGCUUUACACUUUCAGAAGAGCGCUUUAAAACAGGAGAGAUUUUGUUCCAGCCUCGCAUUGCAGGAGUGCGUGCUAUGGGUUUACAGAAUGCUGUGGCGCUGUGCAUGGAGCACUGCCAUGACGCUGAAUUAAUGGUUGAUGAUAGCUGGUACAAAACAGUAGUUUUGGCUGGGGGAAGUGCAUGUUUGCCUGGAUUAGCAGAAAGAUUAGAGAAGGAAGUGUGUGAACUUCUUCCUCCAUGCAUGAGUAAUGGAAUCAGAGUACUUCCUCCCCCAUAUGGCGUAGAUUCUGCUUGGUAUGGGGCUAAGCUGAUUGGCAAUUUGAGCACCUUCCCCAGUUCCUGGUGUGUGAUGAAAAAGCAAUUUCGUCAUAGGUCGAGACGCAAGUUUAUGUGGUGAUUACUGUUGCAGUGGCACUGCAGGUGGUAUUGCCAAAGAUCAAGAGUUUUGAUGUGCCUCGUGGCUGAAGAUCAACUAUUGCAUCAAUGAUUAGAUCAUUUGUUAAAGAUAUAAAUAUAAGGCUAUUUAUACAUCAAGUGUAAGACUAAUUUAUGUCGUUCAGUCAUGCGGAUCUGCUAAGCAUAUGAUGUACAAAAUCUUAGAUUAUUGAGGUAGUUCCAAAUGGAGUGAAUAUCUGUAAGUUGGACUUCUAGACUUAUAAUAAAGGAGCACCUUUUUCAGGUUAUGUGUUAA
Molecule: messenger RNA, 1894 nt
Organism: Solanum lycopersicum (tomato)
Lineage: Eukaryota; Viridiplantae; Streptophyta; Magnoliopsida; Solanales; Solanaceae
Product: actin-related protein 8
Molecular function (GO): protein binding
Source: RefSeq, a predicted model, not a curated record